This is a messenger RNA of Plectropomus leopardus (leopard coralgrouper), 2957 nucleotides long. RefSeq names its product antizyme inhibitor 1-like. Gene Ontology annotation, cellular component: cytoplasm. Gene Ontology annotation, molecular function: ornithine decarboxylase activity; ornithine decarboxylase activator activity. NCBI's taxonomy places the organism in Eukaryota, Metazoa, Chordata, Actinopteri, Perciformes, Serranidae. Gene Ontology annotation, biological process: positive regulation of polyamine transmembrane transport; negative regulation of protein catabolic process. The record is from RefSeq and is a predicted model, not a curated record.
GCUCCUGUCCGUCGGUCUGUCUUAAACGCACAGUCGACCUCCACUGUUGCCUUCCGCUCGGCCGUUUGAAAUAAUCCCUACUAGCCUAGCUUGCAUCGACGAGACCUCGACCUAAUCCACCUCGUCUAUGGCCGUUAUCAUUUUCUCUUUUAGUAACCCCACCACUCUUUAAAAAUUCCGCCUAAAAAGAAAAAGCGUUCUGUCCCCUCUUUUGGGCUUUCAGCAGCCGUGUACAACAACUAUCCGGAGGAUCUAGGGGCAGCUCUAUACCGAGAGCAAUUUGACUUCAACGCCGAGCCACCUUGGGAUCCUAGCUGAUAGUGGACGAGUUCAUCUCAGGACUCAUCCAUUUUGUUGCACAAGUCUAGGACCCCAGGGGCUCAAGAGGGUGCGAGCAAGACCACUUCGGACUAGCCACGUUCUUUAUGCCUGUUGGAUUAGAAGAAAACGGUUGAGAGGAUGAAAGGAAUCACUGAUGAACCACAGUACUCUGUCUGUCUGCUGGAGGGAGGAACAGCCCUCUAUGACGUGAUUGACAAUCACAUUUAUGAACAAACUCUGUCUGAGAAGAAUGCAUUCUUUGUAGCAGACCUGGGAGUUAUAAUGAGGCAGCAUGUUCGCUGGCGAACCCACAUGGCCCAAAUUCGACCCUACUACGCUGUCAGAUGCAACAGCAGUCCAGCUGUUAUUGAAGUUCUUGCUGCCCUUGGCACUGGAUUCAUUUGUACCAACAAGUCUGAGCUUGAGCUGGUCCAGAACCAUGGCAUUCCCUCUGAAGAUAUCAUCUACAGCGGCAUUUGCAAACAGGUCUCCCAGAUUAAAUACGCUGCUAAGAACAGCAUUGACCUGCUGGUGUGUGAUAAUGAAGCUGAGCUUCGCAAGAUUUCUCGCUGCCACCCCAAUGCCAAGCUGCUGCUACAGGUCUCAACAGAAGCAUCCAGCCAGGACGAUGAGAUGAGCAUGACAUUUGGCUGUUCGCUCAAGGACUGCAGGCAUCUGCUGGAGAGAGCGAAGGAGUUGGGUGUGCAGGUGGUCGGGGUCAGGUCGAACAUUUCCAGCUCCUGUGAGGACGACCAGGUGUACGUUCAUGCCAUAUCUGAUGCCCGUUGUGUCUUUGAUAUGGGAGAGGAAAUUGGCUUCAACAUGAAAAUCCUGGACAUUGGCGGUGGUUUCAGUGGCUCUGAGACCCAGCUGGAACUGAUCAACAGUGCUGUCAUGUCUAUGGUGGACCUUUACUUCCCUCCUUCCACUGGAGUCUCCAUCAUCGCUGAGCCCGGCAGCUUUUUUGUGUCCUCUGCUUUCACUCUGGCUGUGAACAUCAUCUCCAAGGAGGUGGUGGCACGUGAUCGCCAGGACCAGGGACAUGAUGAUCCAUCUCCAAACGAUGAGCCGGAGUUCCAGUACUACAUGAAUGAGGGAGUGUACGGAUCAUUUGCCAGCAAACUGUCUGAAACGCUGAUUCCUGCUCCAUCCGUUCACAAGCAGAACACGUCCCUGGAUGCUCCGGUGUUCAGCAGCAGCCUGUGGGGUCCCUCUGGGGAUGACCUGGACCAGGUAGUGGAGCACUGUCUAUUGCCUGAGCUCAACAUCGGAGACUGGCUCACCUUCACCCAAGCAGGAGCCUACAGUAUGGGCCAGCCACUCUGCACCGCCACUGACUCACCACCACCCCCUGUAUACUACGUUAUCUCCUCCAGAGACUGGUUUGAGAUGCAGGACACUGGUGUCACCCAUGAGGCUACGCUGAAGAACUUCUCUUUGGUCCCUUAUUUUCUAAAUUCCUGCCAAACAGAGGCUGCUCUGUCUGUCCCAGCUUAGCACUCAUCUGACUAGGGAGACUUUUAACUUGACUGGUUUCUGCUGCUAGCUUCCUCUGGUCUACAUUCCACUGGGAUGGACUAAAACGACUGCAGAUAUAGCUGGGACCAGGCUGAACUCAUGUUACAAACCCCAGUAUUCUGUAUAGCAAGUCAUUAGACCUGGAAAACCCAAAUUGAUGUUAAUUAGUGUGCAACAAAAUGGAUGAGUCCUCCAAGACAGAUGCAUUCUUCCCUUUGCUUCAGGCAUCCCAUGGCUCUACAGUUUACACCCAUACAGUUGACAUGUAAUGAUAAUUAAUUAUUAUAUCUGACAGAUGUAUUAUCUAUGUCUUCAUCGCUGUUGCCAGUAAAGUAAAAUGUUUAUCCCUGAGUGAAAGUGCAUUCAAACGGAAACACAAUUCUGAGAUCUUGUGAGAUUAUUUGCUACAAGAUGCAUAUUUAUGAUUUUAACUGGUUGUAUAGUUUAUUGUGUUACAAGAGCCUGAUUUCAUUAUUCCAUUUUAUGACAUGUUGUCCUCAGUGUUUGGAAAUGAACGUGUGCAUACGAAGGUGUAUUUACUCGUAUUUGUUCAAGUAAAUGAAGCCAGUGUGAUCUAUGUUUGGUAUCACCAGGAAAUCCACGUGUAGGAAAAUUCUUUGCGGGCUGCUCUGGUGUGAUUGAGAAGUUAGUGGCUCAGUGUUUAACAAUUAACUGGUGUUUUAGAGUUUUUUCUUAAUGAGUCACUUGGUCCCAGACUAGAGAAGCAACAGCAGGUAACUGCUAUGUCAGGACAUAGCGCAGCAGGUUCAUUAGACAGCAUGUGCUGCAGACAGAACAAGGGAUGUGUUGAUGGAAAACGAAUCAGCUGACAUGAAUCUGAGUCUUUCAAAAAAGUAUUUAUAAUGCUAGAACCUGUUUUGCUAUUUGAAUUGAAUUUGAUUUCUUUUUUCUUUUUCAAAAAUUAGAGGAUUGUGUUGAAAGAAUAUUAUUUUCCGACUCUGCAAGUAUUCUUGCAAAGUGUGUACUAUAUCUGUGAAGUUGUGUCCCAAUCUGUGUUUAAGGCAUGAUGAAUUAUCAGGCAUUUGCCUGUCAGUAACUUAUGUAUCUGUGCUUGUCAACAUGAGCAGUAAUAAACAUCUCAUUGACUGGACUGUGAA